GGAGCCGCUCGCUCGCCGCUCCCCCGCACCGCGCGCCCGCCCGGGGCCGCAGACGGUGCGCCGCGCAGCCCAGCCGAGCCUCGCGGGGCCGCCGCCAGCCCUGCCGGCCGUCUCCCCGAGCCUCCCGGGGCCACCGGGCCUACCACCCCCGCCGCCCGCAGACAGCUCCGCCGGACCCGGAGGGAGCGCCGCGCUCCUCGCUGCCGCCACCGCACGCGCGCGUUCCAGGGCUCUCCAGGUCACGGGCAUGAUGCUCCGGGUUCUGGUGGGGGCCAUCCUCCCCACCAUGCUGCUGGCCGCUCCACCGCCCAUCAACAAGCUGGCGCUGUUUCCGGACAAGAGUGCCUGGUGCGAGGCCAAGAACAUCACCCAGAUCGUGGGUCACAGCGGCUGUGAGGCCAAGUCCAUCCAGAACAGAGCGUGCCUAGGCCAGUGCUUCAGCUACAGCGUUCCCAACACCUUCCCACAGUCUACAGAGUCCCUGGUGCACUGCGACUCCUGCAUGCCAGCCCAGUCCAUGUGGGAGAUUGUGACGCUGGAGUGCCCCGGCCACGAGGAGGUGCCCAGGGUGGACAAGCUGGUGGAGAAGAUCGUGCACUGCAGCUGCCAGGCGUGCGGCAAGGAGCCGAGUCACGAGGGGCUGAGCGUCUACGUGCAGGGCGAGGACGGCCCGGGCUCCCAGCCGGGCACCCAUCCCCACCCCCACCCCCACCCUCACCCACACCCCCACCCUGGCGGGCAGACCCCUGAGCCUGAGGAACCCCCGGGGCUCCCCCACGCUGAGGAAGAGGGGGCUGAGGACUGAGGCCCCUGACUCUUCCUCCCCUCUCAUCCCCCGUGGAAUGCUGGGGGAUGUGUGUGGGGAGAGGCUGAAGCCCCCCUUUGGCACUGGAUGGACUUGGACUUGGAAUGCUUCCCAGUUGCCAUGGAGAUCUGCAGGGAGGGGCUGGAGCCAAGCUGCACAAUUUAAUAUAUUCAAGAGUGGGGGGGAGGAAGCAGAGGUCUUCAGGGUUCUUUUUCGGAGAAGGGGGUUCCCUUCCUUUCUGCCUCUUGGAGAUGUGCCUUGGAGAAGGGGAGGAAGUUGGCUAAGCUGCUGAGGUGCGGGUGAGGCCAUCCAAGAUGGCGGGAGCCAGGCUAAGGCCCACGAGGCCUCUGGUGGGGCAGGGCCCCUGGGGUACAGGGGUGGAGCUGGGCACUGAGCAGAGGGUGGGUACCUCGCCAGCAGCGGCCCUAAAGGAGGCCAUGGGUCCGGGCUAGGAAGGCCACUGGCUAAAGCAGGGAGCUCCAGCCUGUGCCCCACAGGCUUCUCCAGAGGCUGCUCACCGCAGCCCCAGGCCAGGGCAGCUUCUCUGCAUGGCCCCGUGGUGGCCGCCCCCUCCCUGGUUGGGAGUCAGGCCUGGGCAGGACCCUGCUGACUCUCGGCCCUGGAGCCAGGGGCUAGGCUCUUGGGGCCUCUGGCUUUCUCGGCUUCCCAGGGGGUGGAGGAAAGGGAGGGCCCUUCCUGGGCUAGGGCGUGGCAAUGACCCCUCCCCCUGACCAUCAUUGCCACAGAGAGCAUCCCUCCCUCCUGUCUCAGAUCUCAGUGCCCCCCACUGCCCCCGAGUUCCAGGCCCCUCAGUAAGCUGAUGGAGCCAGUCGCACCCUGUUGGGGGAACUCUUUCUAAAUAUCUGGUUUGGGGAGGGGUCACUGUGGCUCAGAUUCCGAGGAGGGGCCGGGGUGGGAUGGACAUGGGCUAAGCCUCAAGAAACGAGGAGGAGGGGCGAGGGCUUCUGUGGGUUCACCGUGUUCACCGUGUUCACCGUGGCUGUCCGGCUGCCCGAUCCCAGCGGCCUCCCCCCUCCCACUGCACUUUAACCCUGGAGGGGGUGAGGGAUCCAGACCAGGGCGGGAAGCACCGCCUGUGUCUGCUCUCCUGACCCCCGGCAGCUUCCAGCCCCACCAGCCUCCUGCCCGGAGCUGCCCCGCCUGUCACAGCUGUUCCGACGAGAGCUUCUGGAGCUUGUAACCAGUAGAUGGUCUCCCUGACGGACCCUGAGUUUUCUCACGAAUAAAUUCGUUCAGCGCCUGUGUUUCCUUC
Messenger RNA from Phyllostomus discolor (pale spear-nosed bat), 2078 nucleotides. RefSeq names its product NBL1, DAN family BMP antagonist (gene NBL1). Gene Ontology annotation, biological process: animal organ morphogenesis. The coding region runs from base 248 to 805 and encodes 185 amino acids. The record is from RefSeq and is a predicted model, not a curated record. Gene Ontology annotation, molecular function: receptor ligand activity; BMP binding. NCBI's taxonomy places the organism in Eukaryota, Metazoa, Chordata, Mammalia, Chiroptera, Phyllostomidae. The transcript has 4 exons.